Messenger RNA from Drosophila obscura, 755 nucleotides. RefSeq lists its product as uncharacterized. NCBI's taxonomy places the organism in Eukaryota, Metazoa, Arthropoda, Insecta, Diptera, Drosophilidae. The record is from RefSeq and is a predicted model, not a curated record. The transcript is spliced from 2 exons. Bases 51 to 611 code for a protein of 186 amino acids.
AAUAUAAAUAUAAUGCCAGUGUCGAGCAAAUAAUAGACUUUUACAUCGAUAUGAUGGCAGAAUACAACUCGAAAACGAAUCCACACACGACACCAGCGGGCAGGAAGCAGAGGAAGCCCAGCUAUCGAGUGAGCUGCAUAAAUGGGCAGAGCAGCAGCAGCAGCAUAGCCCCAGAGGUCUAUGAGGCCAAGGCAUCAUCCAAAUCGCCAGAAACUGGAAUCGAAUGGAUUUUGUUAUGCUCAUUCUUUAUGGCCUUGGCUGUGAUUUGCCUUUUGCCGAUUUGCUAUUUUCAAAUCAAACGUCAUCUACAUGGGGAUCGUCUCAGUGCUCAUCCAGAACGUCCUCAUCGUCAUCGCCAGCGCCAGCGCCAGCGCCAGCGACGACUCCAUCGCCGUGCACGCAGCGUCAAGCCACAACAGGAUGAAAGUGCCAACGAACAGCCAAGCAAGAUCGAGGGGACCCGAGGCGACACCAGCGGUCGAGGCGACUCCCAGCGACGUCGUGGAGGAGCCGCCACACAGCGAAGCCCUCGACGUGGCGGCCGAGUAGCUGCCCAACGAAUCGCAUACCGUCGACCGCCGACCUCCUCCUCCGAUGAGUUUGACGGCUAAAGACACAAACAAGCAGCAAAGGUGAAAUUUUAGUUGCAGAACUCAAAACUGAACCCAAAAGUGAACCUUAAAUGUAUCCGAGAGCUACCUUUAAGAUGUUUCAUUCAAAUAUUUGAAAUUAAUUAAAAUUUAUAUACGUUUGAG